AAUGGCAUUCAAGUUUGUAGUCCUCGCUGCCCUCGUGGCUGUUGCCAACGCUGGAGCCAUUGGGGCUCCUUUGAGUUAUGCGGCUCCAGCUCACUUGGCAUACGCAUCUGCUCCAGCUGCAUAUGCUCAACCAAUUGCGAAAGCAGUUGUGGCCAAAACUGUUGACACCGAAUUCGACCCUCAUCCUCAAUACAGCUACGCCUAUGAUGUCCAGGAUGGUUUGACCGGUGACUCUAAAGGUCAGCACGAAACCCGCGACGGAGACAUUGUCCACGGCAGCUACAACCUCCUCGAAGCUGACGGCACUAGACGAGUUGUGGAUUAUACCGCCGACCCAGUCAAUGGUUUCAACGCAGUCGUUCGCAAGGAACCAGCGGCCGUAGCUGUCAAGGCUGUCGCUGCAGCCCCAGUUAUCAAGGCCGUCGCUCACGCACCAGUUGCUUAUGCCGCUCCUCAAUACGCCCAAUACGCCGCUCCAGCCGUUGCUGCCGCUCCUGCUCUCUACGCAGCUCCUGCUUUGAGUUAUUCCACUCCAGCUCAAUUGGCAUACGCCUCAGCACCAGUUGCGUAUGCUCAACCAAUUGCAAAAGCAGUUGUGGCCAAAACUGUUGACACCGAAUUCGACCCUCAUCCUCAAUACAGUUACGCGUAUGAUGUCCAGGAUGGUCUGACCGGAGACUCCAAAGGCCAGCACGAAACCCGCGAAGGAGACGUUGUCCACGGAAGCUACAACCUCCUCGAAGCUGACGGAACUCGACGAAUUGUGGAUUAUACCGCCGACCCCGUCAAUGGAUUCAAUGCAGUCGUUCGCAAGGAACCAGCUGCAGUAGCUGUCAAAGCUGUCGCUGCAGCCCCAGUUGUUAAGGCCGUCGCUCACGCUCCAGUCGCAUAUGCUGCUCCUCAAUACGCUCAAUACGCCGCCCCAGCCGUCGCUGCCGCUCCUGCUCUCUACGCAGCUCCUGCUCAAUACGCUCCAGUUGUGAAGACCGUCUCUCACGCUCCAAUUGUCGCUCAGCCAGCUCUUCAAUACGCUCAUGCUCCAGUUGCAUACGCAUCUGCGCCCCACUACGGAUACGCUGCCGCUCCCGCUUACUACCACUAG
Belonocnema kinseyi is the source of this 1102-nucleotide messenger RNA. Its product is annotated as cuticle protein 19.8-like. NCBI's taxonomy places the organism in Eukaryota, Metazoa, Arthropoda, Insecta, Hymenoptera, Cynipidae. Bases 2 to 1102 code for a protein of 366 amino acids. Gene Ontology annotation, cellular component: extracellular matrix. The transcript is spliced from 7 exons. The record is from RefSeq and is a predicted model, not a curated record.